AGAAAAUACUCCGAGCAAAGCUUCCUUAUUCAGCAUAGUCGAACCUGGAUCUGCGCUCCGUCGCGGCUACGCCUUGCCGCCGCUAACUCUGCCAGAGUCUGCGCACCAUCGCGGCUACGGCUUGCCACCACUAACUUCGCCGUCAACCUAACUGCCAAUCCAACUUCUACAGAUGCUUCUGUCAACUCUAGACGGGAACAAAGUGGAUCCAGAUUGGCAGACUUGGGAGUGAACUCCAGCUUCAAUAACAUUGAAGUUCUAGAUGAGAGAAUGGAAGCGAUUCUUAUAGCUAACCAUUCCGCGGGAGUGUUCGGUGAUGCAUCUGAAAGUACAGGCCAAGAAUUAAGAGAUGGGUAUCAAAAUGCCCAGAGUCAGGACCGUGUGGGAAUUACUGAUACAAUUGAGUCUUCUUCACAAUGUCAAAGAGUGUCACCCACUGGGCAUAUCUUUACUGAUUCUAUCAUAGAGCAAAAGGAUCUGCCAUUUGAAAAUUGCGGGUUGAAUUCCAACAGUAUAAUGGCAUUGCCAUCUGAAAACAAGGACACCACUUCUCAGAUAGAUCAUUCAGCAGAAUCACCAAGAGAUGUGUUUGAGGAUCUCGUUUUAGAACAGACACAAGAAACUCCAAAGUCUACAGUUGAAAAUCCUAGCCAUCCAUUGGAUCAUAGAAGUAAAAUUAAUGGAAACAUAGAUGAAAUAAUGGCGGUAGAAUCUAUCUGUAAAGAGGAUUUGCUUCUCUGUGGCGAUGCUUCUGUCAACUCUAGCCUGGAGCAAAAUGGAUCCAGACUGGAAGGCUUGAGAGUGAACUCCAGCUUUAAUAAAUUUGAAGUUCUAGAUGAAAGAGGGGAAGCGAUUCCUAUAGCUAAUUCGGUGGUAGUACUGGGUGUUGCAUCUGAAAGUACAGGUCAAGAAUUAAGAGAAAUGUAUAGAGAUUCAAAUGUAAAUCCUAGUCAGUUAGAAUGUGGAGAUGAAAGCCAUUCUGGGCAAUCACGGAAAAAGAUAUCUUCUUUGAGAUCACUAGUAACCAGUACUAGAGUAUUGCGCUCAAGAACACAAGAAAAGACUAAAUCUCCAGAAACAACAAAUGUUUCAGCAGCUGAUAAUUCCAACAAAGAAAAGAAAAGAAAAAGGGGGAAAAGAAAGCAAAGGAAACAGAUUGCUGCAAAUGAAUUAUUGGGGAUAAAAUCCCAUCUAAAAUAUUUGGUCAGGCGAAUACAAUAUGAACAAAGCUUAAUUGAUGCUUACUCCGGUGAAGGCUGGAAAGGUCAAAGCUUAGAAAAAAUAAAGCCUGAGAAGGAGCUUCAACGUGCAAAAUCUGGGAUUUUUCAUUACAAGCUGAAAGUAAGAGAAUUAUUUUCACGCAUAGAUGCAUCACUUUUUGAGGGGCAGUUCCCAGAAUCAUUGUUUGACUCAGAGGGGCAGAUUGAUAGUGAAGAUAUAUUCUGUGCGAAGUGUAGCUCUAAGAAUGUGUCAGCUAGUAAUGAUAUUAUCCUCUGCGACGGUGCUUGUGAGCGUGGUUUUCACCAGAAUGAUUCUUCUGACACAUCUUUUGAAUUGGAGACCCCUAAUGAUGAACUACUCCUUGGGCUUCCAUCUGAAGAUUCAGAAGAUGAUGAUUAUGAUCCUGAUUCCCAUGAACACAAUGAACAGAUCAUGCAAUAUAGUUCAUCUUCUGAUUUUACUUCUGACUCUGAGGAUUUCAGUGUAGAGUUUAAAAAUAUCAUGUCGCCUGGGCAAGAAGAUCAUUAUGAAAAAGUAGAAGUAGGUGGUGGGCCCCAUUCCUUGAAGGGUGAAGUUGAAUUUCUUAUGCAGUCCUAUGAAACACUUGCAUCUGGAAAAAGGCAUAUUGAGAGGUUGGAUUACAAAAAGUUACAUGAUGAAACGUUUGGAGUUGCAUCCUCUGACUCUAGCGACGAAGAUUAUGAGGAUAAUUCAGCUUCCAAAAACAGAAAGAAAAGAAGUGACAAAGCUGCUCUGAAGUCAUCUGAUCAAAGUCCAGUAGAUACUACUGUCAAGAAUGCUUCUAGAACGUCUAGCAAGAAGCGGAAGGCUGAUAGCUUGGUGGAAUCUGAAUCUGGUUUAAGUAGUAAAAGAAACACAAGAUUAAAGUAUGGAGAUGAUGUAAUUAAGAGGCUCUAUGAAUCCUUCAAGGAAAAUCACUAUCCAAAACGAGAAGUCAAGGAAAGCUUGGCUAAAGAAUUGGGACUGGCAGUCCAGCAGGUUAACAAAUGGUUUAAUAAUACACGUUGGAGUUUUAACCAUCUGUCACCACAAACCAAAAAUGUCAUGCCUGCUGUUGAAGAACAUGCCAAUGUAGAUACCAAAGAGUUGCCAUUGUCAACUCUAGAGACUGGUGAAGUAAAACAUAUUACUACUCCAGAAUCCAAACCUAGUGUCAAUGCUGAUCAUCAGGCAUCUCAGAAGCCAAAGGAGAACAAACCCCAAGUUGAUAAGAAGAAAAGCUCUCUGCCAGUGCGAAGAAGAAACAGAUUAAAAGCUUAAAACAGAUAUUGAUGUGCAGUGUGUUAUCAAUCUUUGACAAGAAACUUUAUACCCAACUCAAAAUCCAUAAUAUAUUGUAGUACCAGGAAACCUAUUCUGAAUAAUACUUUCAAUUCCUCCACUGUUUUAUCAGCUGAAAUGAUGUGUACUAUGCAAUACAGAGGGUUGGUUUUG
Messenger RNA from Cuscuta campestris, 2676 nucleotides. The record is from the annotation of a GenBank genome assembly. NCBI's taxonomy places the organism in Eukaryota, Viridiplantae, Streptophyta, Magnoliopsida, Solanales, Convolvulaceae.